Labeo rohita (rohu) is the source of this 930-nucleotide messenger RNA. RefSeq names its product Fas (tnfrsf6)-associated via death domain (gene fadd). Gene Ontology annotation, molecular function: protein binding. The transcript has 2 exons. NCBI's taxonomy places the organism in Eukaryota, Metazoa, Chordata, Actinopteri, Cypriniformes, Cyprinidae. The record is from RefSeq and is a predicted model, not a curated record. The coding region runs from base 293 to 874 and encodes 193 amino acids. Gene Ontology annotation, biological process: signal transduction; regulation of apoptotic process.
AGAACAAUUCGCCCACGAAUCGAACACCGCUAUACGUCCAAACGAUUCAUUAUUUCAAAAAACUGGUUUCAGAAGAACUAAAGUUCGGGUGAGGGUGUCAUAUUUGGUUUCUAGCUGACACACCAAAGCAGUGGAGUUGUGUGACUUCCAGGACACAAGCGAGGGGAUUUCAUGAUGGUUUGCUAAAUUUGAGAGUCAGACCUGAAAGCGAAAGUGGGAAACGAGCCGCCGGGGUGUAGCGCGGUAGUGCUCAAGUGUUGUACUUGUACUUGUGUUCGCAUUCAAAAACAUCAUGGAUAACCGGGAAUUUAGAGCGAUGUUGCUAGACAUCUCUGGUAAACUUUCUGAGGAGAAUUUGAAAGAUUUAAAGUUUUUGUGCUCAGACAUCGGGAAAAAAAGGCUUGAGAAAAUGAGUAAGGGGAUUGAUCUUUUCGAGUGCUUGAUCGAAAAAACUGAAAUUGGGCCUGACAACACGGAACGUUUGCGAUUCCUUCUCAACAAGAUCGAUCAGCAAGUUCUUCUGGAAAUAAUAGAUGACUAUGAAAGAGGAGUGACAGCAAGCACUGCUGAUGCACUGGACCCCAACGAGCGAGAAAAUAUAAACAUUGCAACUGAUGUAAUUGUUGCACAUUUGGGUAGAAAGUGGCUUCAAGUUGGAAGGAAACUUGGACUUCAGCCCACUCAGCUGGAAAGCAUACAGGAGAAGCACAGCCGUGACCUGGAGGAGCAGGUGAGGGAGCUCAUCAAACAGUGGAUGAAGAUGAAGAAAGAAAACGCCAGAGUGCAGGAUCUCAUUACAGCUCUGCGGGACUGCAAACAGAACCUCACCGCUGAUCUGGUGGUGAAACAACUCAGAGAGCUUGGUGCACAUUGAAAAUCAUCUCUGUGAUGACAAAACUUUGGGGUUAAUAAUGUGAAUUUCAUUUAGAA